Molecule: messenger RNA, 2408 nt
Organism: Drosophila sechellia
Lineage: Eukaryota; Metazoa; Arthropoda; Insecta; Diptera; Drosophilidae
Product: beta-glucuronidase
Exons: 9
Coding region: 218-2188 (656 amino acids)
Biological process (GO): carbohydrate metabolic process
Molecular function (GO): carbohydrate binding; beta-glucuronidase activity
Source: RefSeq, a predicted model, not a curated record
UUUAUAGUUUGAAAAAGAUUGUUUUUGUAAUUACCGGCUAAACACUUGAACCGAUUAUUAAUAGCCGCGAAAUGACUGCCAAUUUCUGACCACUUGCCUUCGAGUUUUAAUUGGAAACGAAAAUAGUUCCUAAGUGCACAAAACCGAUUCCGGAUUUUAAUUAUAGUCGCAAAGUUACAUCGAUCAUUCGCCGGAAUCCUGCACGGAAUACUCGAAUAUGGCUCUCUCCUUCUUCUCCCUGGUCACUGGUCUUUAUGUCCUGCACUUCUCCAUAGCCCUGAUCCUGGUCAACAAGGAGGUGCCACAAACGCGCGGAAUGCUGUACCCCAGGGAAUCGGAGACGCGGGAGGUGCGAUCUCUGGACGGGAUCUGGAACUUUGUGCGCUCCGACCAGGCGAAUCCCACGCAGGGCGUACGGGAUGAGUGGUAUGCCAAGGAGUUGAGCAAGAUCAGGCCCACAAUCCCCAUGCCGGUGCCCGCGUCCUAUAACGAUAUAACCACGGACAACUUGAGGGAUCACGUGGGCACAGUGUGGUACGACCGCAAGUUCUUUGUGCCCCGAUCCUGGUCAAAGGAUCAGAGAAUAUGGCUGCGAUUUGGCAGUGUUCACUAUGAGGCAUAUGUGUGGAUCAACGGCCAGAAGGUGGUGAAGCAUGAAAUGGGCCACCUCCCCUUCGAAGCGGAGGUCACAGAUCUCCUGAACUAUGGAGCCGAGAAUCGGAUCACCGUGAUGUGCGACAAUGCUCUCAUUCAGACGACAGUGCCGCAGGGCAGGAUUACGGAAGUGCCCAACGAUGGUGGCAUGACCAUUGUGCAGAGCUACACCUUUGACUUCUUUAACUAUGCGGGAAUCCACAGGAGCGUGCAUCUUUACACCACGCCCCGUACUUUUAUCGAGGAGGUUGAGGUCACCACAAACCUCUCAAAGGAUGCCACCGUUGGCGAAGUGUUCUAUAGCGUAAGCGUGAAUGGCAGCGCUGCCAAUGAGGCAGAUAAUGUCCUCCACAUCCAGGCCAAUUUGUACGAUAAGGAAGGCAUUUUGGUGGCGAAUGCCACGUCGGACCAAAAACUAGGCGGCAAGUUGCAAGUGAAGCCAGUGAAGCCCUGGUGGCCCUACCUAAUGCAUUCCGAACCCGGUUAUCUGUACCAGCUGGAGAUCAAACUGCUGGCGACCAACGACGAGCUCCUAGAUGUCUAUCGACUCAAAGUGGGAAUACGCACACUAAGUUGGAACAGCCAGCAGUUUCUGAUCAACGGCAAGCCCGUUUACUUCCGUGGUUUUGGACGACACGAAGAUUCGGAUAUCAGGGGUAAGGGUCUGGACAAUGCACUGAUGGUGCGGGACUUUAACCUGCUCAAGUGGAUUGGAGCGAAUGCGUACCGUACCUCCCAUUAUCCCUACUCCGAGGAGUCCAUGCAGUUUGCGGAUGAGCACGGCAUCAUGAUCAUCGACGAAUGUCCCAGUGUGGAUACAGAAAACUUCAGCCAGGAGCUGCUGGGCAAGCACAAAUCGUCGCUGGAGCAGCUCAUCCAUCGGGAUCGUAAUCAUCCAAGUGUGGUGAUGUGGUCCAUUGCCAAUGAACCACGGACUGGUAGCGUGAGUGCGGACUCGUACUUCGAAUUAGUGGCCAACUUCACACGCUCUCUGGAUAAAACCAGACCCAUCACGGCUGCCAUUGCUGUUCCAAACACCCAGGAUAAGGCGGGCCGCUCUCUGGACAUCAUCAGCUUUAAUCGCUACAAUGCCUGGUACUCAAAUGCCGGACGCCUGGACAUGAUAACCCAGAAUGUGAUCGACGAGGCCAUUGCCUGGAACAAACGCUACAACAAGCCGAUUAUCAUGUCUGAAUAUGGAGCGGAUACCUUGGAGGGUUUGCAUAUGCAACCUGCUUAUGUGUGGUCGGAGGAGUUCCAGACGGAGGUGUUUUCCCGCCAUUUUAAGGCCUUCGAUGAGCUGCGCAAAAAGGGCUGGUUCAUUGGCGAGUUUGUGUGGAACUUUGCGGACUUUAAGACAGCACAAACCUACACCCGCGUGGGAGGCAAUAAAAAGGGUGUUUUCACCCGCGCACGCCAACCCAAAGCGGCAGCCCAUCUCCUCCGCAAAAGAUACUUUGCACUGGGCAGAGAUUUGGACCAAUGCAGCUUCCCGGACGAUGUAUUCACCUACAUCGCCGACCUGAUAUCCUAGUUGAUGCUAGGAUAGGAUGAUGCUGCCCAAAGUAUUCGGCCACUGUAAAUAAGUUUACCGAGAAACACUUUAUCAACGGACUUACAUUUUUGUCCGAUUUCCAUUCCGCUGCAUUGCCCUGUACAAUAUAAAAUGGUUAGCUCUAGUUGAUUGUAUUUUUGUAUGUAUUUGUAUGUUUAAGAGAAUAAAUGAAAGUGCAUUAUUUAUAUUUACCACACAA